ACAAAUGGAGGGAAAGGAUUCCAUCUCAACUGCAGAUCAUGCGCUCCUUCUGCCAGGAAAAGCAGCUUUCAUUCCUGUUAUAGGAGCAAACAGCAAGUGCACUGAGUGGGAGAGCAGCGCGAGGUGAGUGAACUGCUCUGGCGCACACCUGGCUCAGAAAAGCAAACACCACCCAAGGGCAGAGCAGUCCAGAUGAAGGUGACAGAGGGGAGGGCUGGAAAGCCCCGAGUGUCACACAUGGAAGGAUAUACAGGGUUGAGCAAGCAAGGGAGUGGCAGCCACACAGCAGCUCCAUCUGAGCCCUGGCAUUUCUGAGAGAAAAAGUGGAACCACAAGAAGAUAUCAGGGCAGGAACGGGGCUGCCCCACCACCAGACUCUGCUGCAAACUGGAUUUUCUGCCUAAUUCCUGCAGUUUUCUUUCAAGGAAGAAGCAAGAGCAAAGGCAUUGCCUGCAGUGAGCACCAUGCCCUGGGGGCAUAUGAGGAGCCCAAGCAGAGCAGGUGGAAAGAGGAAGACCUGUAAGCACGGGGGUAAAGGAGCAUCGGGAAGUAAAGCACAGGCAGAAGAAACUGCUUCUCAAGGCUGGGUUCAUUCAGACAGUCUGCUCACCUACUUCCUUCUGAUGGAUUGAUGCUGAGAAAUCACUGAACACUGGUGUUACCUCUUCUGAAAUACAAAGCAUUUCAAACAACCCAGGAACAGCAAGAACAGGGAGAAAUAACUGGAUACGCACCAAGAGCUCCAUGGAAGCCUCCUGCUCAUCAGGGGUGGAAAUCACAGGAGCACAUAGAUGAUGGGGAAAAUCUUCCAACCACAUUGAGAUCUGCAUUUUAGGCACUGCUGCUGGCAAGGUCCUUCCAUCGCCCCACUGCAGCAAGCAAAGCCAACACUGGGCAACCCUCUAAAAUGUUUAUUUGGACCAGUGGCCGGAGCUCUACAUCUUACAGACACGAUGAGAAAAGAAAUAUUUACCAAAAAAUCAGGGAUCACGAUCUACUGGACAAAAGGAAAACAGUCACAGCCCUAAAAGCUGGAGAAGACCGGGCCAUACUCCUCGGGCUGGCCAUGAUGGUGUGCUCUAUCAUGAUGUACUUCCUUCUGGGAAUCACCCUGCUGCGGUCCUACAUGCAAAGCGUCUGGACAGAAGAAGCUCAGUGUUCGCUUCUCAACGCAUCCAUCACCGAAACCUUCAACUGCUCGUUUAGCUGCGGCCCAGACUGCUGGAAAAUCUCUCAGUACCCCUGCCUGCAGGUGUACGUCAAUCUCACUUCUUCUGGCCAGAGGCUUCUGCUCUACCACACCGAAGAAACAAUGAAAAUUAAUUCUGAGUGUUCGUACAUACCCAAGUGCGGCAAGAACUACGAGGAAUCCAUGUCAAUGGUGAACGUUGUGAUGGAAAACUUCCGAAAGUAUCAACGCUUCUCCUGCUUCUAUGAUCCUGAGGGCACUCAGAAGAACGUGAUAUUGACCAAACUGUACAGCUCCAACGUGCUGUUCCACUCACUCUUCUGGCCCACAUGCAUGAUGAUCGGCGGCGUUGCCAUCGUUGCGAUGGUAAAGCUGACUCAAUACCUUUCUCUCCUCUGUGAGAGAAUCCAAAGGAUCAACAGAUAAGAAUGAAAACUCUCCUCCAAGAGUUAAUUACAGAUAAAAUACUGUUUUCUCAUUCUUCACCAAAGAACCUUAAGUUUGUAACGUGCAAGUCUGUUAUAAGUUCCUUACUAUAUUCUUAUAAGUAGAGCAAUAAUGCAAAAGCUGUUCUAUAUGCAAACUAUAUGUUAUUAUUAUGCAGACAACCGAAAAAAAUUACUGUUUGUGUUGAUGAUCUUGUUUGAUGCUGAGACUUCUACUUCUUUCUUUUCUACAGCUAGAAUUGGGCUCAGUGUGACCAUUUGCCAAGCUCAGUCAAUUAACUUUCUCAACGUAAAGGAUUCUGGGGAAAUCCAUGCCUGGACAAAAGGCAGCAAAUGACUUGUGCAAACUGAGGCCUCAGAUCUGGCUCAGCCCUGCCAAUGGAUUUCUGGUUUUGCCUUUUUAUUAUUGGUUGCAGGGGAAAAAAGUAGAGAAACAAAACAGAGGUUUUUCUAUGAGCAGGUGGCACCACACAGACUACUGCAAGGCCAGGAUAAGUAUGAGUAUUUUCUGCCUAAGUAGGACUUGGUGAUGCUAUGUGUUAGCUCCCCCAAUUCAGAAGUAAAUUUUACCCAGUGGUAUGUACAGUCUUUUGCAAAACACUUUGGAGUUUUAUUUAUUUUAUGUUGUAUUUUCCUUCUGUCUUACCAACAGCAUCUUUGUCAUCUGCAGAAGCUGUAGCCAAAAAAAAAAAAA
Molecule: messenger RNA, 2329 nt
Organism: Meleagris gallopavo (turkey)
Lineage: Eukaryota; Metazoa; Chordata; Aves; Galliformes; Phasianidae
Product: calcium-activated potassium channel subunit beta-2
Biological process (GO): detection of calcium ion; potassium ion transport
Cellular component (GO): voltage-gated potassium channel complex; membrane
Molecular function (GO): potassium channel regulator activity; calcium-activated potassium channel activity
Source: RefSeq, a predicted model, not a curated record